Messenger RNA from Mya arenaria, 708 nucleotides. RefSeq lists its product as uncharacterized. Lineage: Eukaryota; Metazoa; Mollusca; Bivalvia; Myida; Myidae. The transcript has 2 exons. Bases 59 to 436 code for a protein of 125 amino acids. The record is from RefSeq and is a predicted model, not a curated record.
AAUGUUUUGAAAAAUACAUCUUUAACGCUUUGCGUCUGAGAAUAAAUAGUUUGUAGAAAUGAAGCUGCUGGUGCUUAGUUUGCUACUGUUGUCGGUGUGGAGUGUCGUAAAGGCCCAGGAUAGGCUGAUUUACGACACAACUUCACAGCCUAAAUGCGCAGUAGUCAACCGAGGACCAACCAGAAAAUGUCAAUGGGCCGCAGGACUAGACAUGACAGAUCUGGCAGUAGAAAGGGGCCGAAUCGUUGCCUACAAGAUCCGUUGGUUUAGUGGAAAAUGGUCUGGCUGGUUUGUCCCGGGGCUUAACGAUAUCGACGAGAAAUUCAACCCUAGGUCAAGACCAUGUCCCAUGGCAUACAAAGCAAAAAGUAUGAGACGAACAUGGGCUUACUUCUACGACCAUACGCACGAGUUCAUCAUUUGCAAACCCAACUAAAUUACACUAAAUGUUGCCAGGGAUGCAGUACGCUGACUACCCAUAUAUCGGGUCUUAAAAACAUAUAUCUUUAUAGAUGAUAUAUACUUAUAAAGGAAGACACAUAAAGGAACAAGUCAGCACAUUAGCAUUGAUGUUUUUAUCUUAAUCUUUUUGAAUACUUUUGGACAUAAUGUUUGUAAUAUGUGUAUUCGUAAAAUGUCAUUUCAUAUGUUAAAUGAUUUGAAGGUUUAAAACAAACUCAUUGGAAAAAAAUAAAGUUUAGAACUAUG